GCACGACGCGUACAGUGAAACAUCCAACUCUAAGGGACGGACUUAUAAGUGACAUCCGUUUAGCUAAGGAAGAAAAAGGUGUCGUUUUACAGACGAGUACAUGAACGUGUGGAAAUUGAUACAAUUUCGUCCACGCUAUAAAGCAUUCGGCUACUGGAACAGGGAACAUGCAGUUUUCAUAGGAUGCUUCUCUCUCCAUCUGACUCAUGAAGAAGACUGGUUGUCCAAAACAGUCUGAUGGUAGUACUUGAAUGAGGUGUCAGCGGGUCCCGGUAAUGUGCCAUGGGCUACGACGUCACCAGGUUCCAGGGUGAAGUGGAUGAGGAUCUACUUUGCCCCAUUUGCAGUGGAGUGCUGGAGGAGCCCGUCCAGGCCCCACAUUGUGAGCAUGCCUUCUGCAAUGCCUGCAUCACACAGUGGUUUGCCCAGCAGCAGAUCUGCCCGGUGGAUCGCACCGUGGUGACUCUGGCCCACCUGCGGCCUGUGCCACGUAUCAUGCGCAACAUGCUGUCCAAGCUCCAGAUCUCGUGUGACAACGCCAGCUUCGGCUGUACGGCCACGCUGCGCCUUGACCAGCUGCACACGCACCUCAAGGACUGCGAGCACAACCCCAAGCGGCCCGUGACCUGCGAGGAGGGCUGUGGGCUGGAGAUGCCCAAAGACGAGCUGCCAAACCACAACUGCAUCAAGCACCUGCGGAGUGUGGUGCAGCAGCAGCAGACCAAGAUUGCAGACUUGGAGAAGACGGCAGCAGAGCACAAGCACCAGCUGGCUGAGCAGAAACGUGACAUCCAGCUACUUAAAGCCUACAUGCGGGCCAUCCGCAGUGCCAACCCGAACCUGCAGAAUCUGGAGGAGAGCAUAGAGUAUAACGAGAUCCUGGAAUGGGUGAACUCUUUGCAGCCUGCCCGCGUUACACGCUGGGGUGGCAUGAUCUCCACUCCCGAUGCCGUUCUCCAGGCGGUCAUCAAGCGCUCGCUCAUCGACAGCGGCUGCCCGCUAUCCAUUGUCAACGACCUGAUCGAGAACGCUCAUGAGCGCAACUGGCCGCAGGGCCUGGCCACGCUGGAGACGCGACAGAUGAACCGCCGCUACUACGAGAACUACGUAGCCAAGCGCAUCCCAGGCAAGCAGGCUGUGGUAGUGAUGGCAUGCGAGAACCAGCACAUGGGUGAGGAUAUGAUCCUGGAGCCUGGCUUGGUGAUGAUCUUCGCGCAUGGAGUGGAGGAGAUCCUAUAGUCUUACCUGUCUGAGGGGAGGUGCGUUGCCAGUUUGGGGGAGGAGUAGAAGACUAGGGGAGGGGUGUUUUGUGACUGAAUCGAUAUCCCCCCUGUAAAGAAAAAGGGGAGAGAAAAACCCAACAACUUAUUCAUCCACUCGGAUCCAAUGUGACAGACCUGGCAGUCAUUACCUCAUAUUUAAGGGAAUUCUACCAACAGCGGAAGGAAAUUCGUAGUAUGAAGGAAGACAACCUAUGGCUGUCCUAUUCUUGUUGCCUUAAAAGGGCAUUUUUACAAAAGGUGGACCCUGAAGAAAAAGAAGAACCAACCAUGAUGCUUAAUCAUUAUAUUAUACUGGGGUGUAUCAUUGAUACUGACAAACUGAAGAACCGUCUUUUUACCCAUUUUGCCGUUCAAAGACUGAUGAGAAACAUAUUCUCACACAAUCUAUCUGUAAUGUAAAUUGUCUAAAUGAUGUAAUUUGUAAAUAUGGAAGAUAAAGAAAUAUAAACAUAUAUGCUAUCUAUUCUGGGUAUGAUAGAAUAGUUAACCUUUCUUGCUGUCCCAGCUCUGUUGAUUUGAGUCUUGCGCUUUCACCUGCUCUCAAUAUCGCCUUUCCCCUGACACCCCGUGUGGGACCACUGCACCAGCACAGCCUGCAGAAUAACUGCAUGUUCACCAUGUGUAAGGGGAGGAUUGGCAGCACCCGCGCUGGUGGGCUGUGCGUUAUUCUGCAGCUCUGAUUCCUUUCCAGCAGCUCAUGACUGAGGCUUUAAGGCAGUGCUGACUGACCAGGCUGUAUAAACAGAUCUGUUGUCUGCCUGUUCUCUACAGGAAAAAACCUUGCCAGAGUACGUGUCCUAUAUUUUGAUUGUGGUCAAAUGCAGAGCCUUGUGGUGGUGGUGGUUGUGGGGCUGUAGCAACUGCAUUUUGACUCUUCUCAGCCACAUCUCGCUCUUCUUGAUUAGUGUUCUAGGCUUACGUGGAGAUGAGUGGCUCCUAAGAUUCCGGUCGGAUCAGACUGAAUUCCUGUUGGGGUGCACAGAAGGUCACUGAAGCCUCCGAGGCCCCUGACCUCUCGUUCUUACUCGAAGGUGUUUGAUAAAGACGAUUUUGAAAAUAUAUAUGAACUGUAGAGGAUGCAGCAAUGGAGAAGAACAAGUAUAGAUCAGACAAAAAAAGUGAUCUGACCUUAACCAGUCUGAAAAUUUGAACAUUUCACUAUAUGAAUAAAUUUCUGCAGGAUGUCCAAUCUUAGUCUGUGCAGGGACAUUUGACAUGCUUCACCUCAAUACCACUUGAAGUGUUUUUGUUUGUUUGUUUUUUUGGGGGGGUGACUUGUUUUUAUUUUGUGCAGUUGAUUCUGCUGUUCAGGAAUAGUGAUGAAUUUGAAAAUUUGCCUAUUUUUGUCUUGAUAUUUUUGUUGUACAUACUUGGUUUUAGAGAGGGUCUGACGUGACUUGUGUUGCCAUUGUCUUUUCUCAAGCAACCAAAGUGAUAUUGUGAUUUAUUAUGAUGAUUUCUGCAAAAAAAAAAAAAAAUCAUAGUACCAUGAACUUUCAUGUCCAAAUAAUGUAUGCGGUCUCCUUCAUUCUUGUUUAGUCUUGAAUGCUCUGCGUGUCAUUUACUGUAACUACACAGACGUUCCCAAGUACCAGCUGAGUACCUUAAUGGGCAGAGAAUAUGACUAGCAAUAUCCAGCAUGAGCAGUCGUUGAUAUGGGGAGAAACAUUGCUGCAUUAUCGCAGACUUUGCCUUAAGAACUGCGUACCUGUGCAACCACACUAUGUUUUUUUGGUUUUUUACAUUUGUUUUUCUUUUGUUUGUUUGUUUUGUUUUUAUGUUGUCCCAUUACCCCCUAAACCUGGUUAUCCUGCUAAUCAUGCCGUAGCUUGCAUACCUACUAGCCUGCAGCUCGAGCUCCUCUGCUGGGUCUCUUGUGAGCUGAGUGAAGUGUGUGAAAGUACCAUUCUGGUACAUCCACUUUGCCUGAUUUAAUAGAGCAUAAUGCCUGUACUUCCUCGUGAACGUGCAGGCAUUGACGCCCACUGCACUUUGGUUCUUUUUUUUUCUUUCUUUUUUUUCUUUUUGUUCUUCUGUUUUUUUGUUCUUCUAUUCUCCCUUAAGAGGCACUGAUGCAUUCUGCCACAGCAGACCCAGGACUUGCAAGACCACAUAAACCCUGCAGGUCUAAUCUUGCGACAUUCUUGUCAUGUUAAGAGUGAACUAUUUAAGAGUCAGUGACUUCUUGCGAUGUCUUCUGUGGACGUGAUGCUUUUUCCUCCCUUGCUCAUUGUCUUUAUUCUGGCUUUUGUGCUGUGGGAUAUUUAAUAAACAGAAAUGUUUAUUUCACAACA
Messenger RNA from Electrophorus electricus (electric eel), 3577 nucleotides. RefSeq names its product ring finger protein 41 (gene rnf41). NCBI's taxonomy places the organism in Eukaryota, Metazoa, Chordata, Actinopteri, Gymnotiformes, Gymnotidae. The record is from RefSeq and is a predicted model, not a curated record. Gene Ontology annotation, molecular function: ubiquitin protein ligase activity; zinc ion binding. Gene Ontology annotation, biological process: protein ubiquitination; regulation of canonical NF-kappaB signal transduction. Gene Ontology annotation, cellular component: plasma membrane signaling receptor complex.